UAAGCUACCACCGGUCUCCAGGCUUCUGGGCAGAGUCCGACGUAUCUCAGCAUACUUCCACCGCAGCACAAAGGCAAAGCACCUGUUUGAAGAAAACCAGAGAGUUGUUCUUAAACUGACAAGUCCACUUAAACUGAUAACAGAUGUCGCCACAAGGUGGAAUAGUGCUCAUGAUAUGAUGGAGAGGUUUUUGCAACUGCAAGCUGCAGUGCAUGCCACCCUGCUGUCGCCUGCCCUAAAUGUAGAUGAAAGUGACAUUGUCACUCUCAGCAGAGCUGAUCUGGCUAAUGUGGAGGAAGUAGUGAAGACAUUAAAACCAGUGAAGGAUGCCACUGUGUUUAUGUCAGAGGAGAGCAGUCCUACAGUCAGCCUAAUUGCACCAGUAUAUGCCCAACUCCUCCAGAGCAUGUCCGACACUAUUGGAGACCAACCACUGAUCCGUGAUGUGAAGAAUGCCAUCAAAACAGAUCUCCUUAAGAGGUACAAUAGUGAGGCAGAGAAAAAGAUCCUUCAUAUAUCCUCUGCCCUGGAUCCUCGCUUUAAGGAGUUACCUUUCCUGACAGAGGAAGAGAGAUUGGAUGUCUCCACAGGAGUGAUUUCAGAGGCUGCAUCCCUGGAGGAGAGAAAACAGAGAACAGAAGCAGAUGAAGCGCCUGGCAGAACAGGAAGUUCAGGAACCAAGGAAGAGUUGCUGUCCAUGGAUGACAAUGUGUCAGACUCAGCAGGCCCCUCCGCUCCCAAAAGAAGGGCCUCAUCGCUGCUUUUAAGUUUGCUGGGACCUGCUUUCAUCAAUGACACCAGUGAACCUGCAGUACAAAGUAAGACCGCCGAUGCCAGUGCUGAGGAGGAAAUGGACUUGUACUGUAGAUCCCCAGCUGUGCCUCUCUCUGAGGAUCCCUUGGACUGCUGGCACAUUUCCUCUCAUCCCUAG
Molecule: messenger RNA, 931 nt
Organism: Carassius carassius (crucian carp)
Lineage: Eukaryota; Metazoa; Chordata; Actinopteri; Cypriniformes; Cyprinidae
Product: E3 SUMO-protein ligase ZBED1-like
Exons: 2
Coding region: 176-931 (251 amino acids)
Biological process (GO): regulation of transcription by RNA polymerase II
Cellular component (GO): nucleus
Source: RefSeq, a predicted model, not a curated record